GUUAUCCAGACGCCAAGAAGUAAACAAUUUUGAACUGAAAUAACAUCCAGAGAAUAUUUUAUCGCUGUAUUUGGGCGAGAAUACAGCCACGCUGUUACCUAGAGUAAUGUCAUUAGAUGUAAACUCGUUGUAGUUUGACGGCUGUCAUCUUUUCACACGACGGCGACUCCUUGUGGCAGCUCCGUCAAUGAGGCGGGCGUCUGCUGGCAGGAGGCUGUCUGUUGUUAGCUAUUGUCUGCAGCCACAUACUCGCCCAUAGUCGCUGGUAGCGGGUUUGCUUUGUCUUGGCAGAAAACAUCAAGGUUGCAGACAUGCCAAGUCUAAAGCUGAUAUCUGCAACCGACACGCAAUAUUCAGCGACUGUGCUGAAGUCAAUGAACGAGCAGCGAAAUCAUGGAUUAUUUUGUGACGUCACCAUUAUCAUACAGGACAAGAAAUUCAGAGCUCACAAAACCAUCUUGUCGGCGUCAAGUACAUAUUUCCACCAGCUCUUCAGCGUCGCCGGACAAGUGAUCGAGUUAAACUUCAUCAGAGCAGAAAUCUUUGAAGAGAUCCUUAAUUACAUUUACAGCUCCAAGAUCGUCCGUGUCCGAUCCGACAUGCUCGAGGAGCUGAUAAAUGCUGGACAGAUACUGGGAGUGAAGUUUAUUGCAAACUUGGGGUCACCGUUAUCACAAGUUAAAGGUCUGCCUGGUUUGUCGAAGGAGCCAGAAAACAAAAGUGACACAUCCACAGAGAUGAUGCCGAUCAUCACAGAGUCCUUUUCAAUAUCUGCAGAGGAAUUCAAUCAGACAAGCAGACCUGUAGGUAAUGACGACGACUCGGACAGCGACGUUAUGUUCGUCUCUCAGACAGAUGUCAAAUCCAGAGCAGCCAAUCCGAAAGAUGACUCUGUUGAGGUCAUUGAUUUGGAGGGCCCCGAUUCAGAAAAUGCAGCAGCAAAGAAAAGUGAAGAAUCAAAUGAUACUGUAUCAAAACAGAAAGUCAAAGCCCCCGCCCCUGUGAAAACAAAUGUUGCAAAUCCUCCGAGCAUCACUUCUCUGAACACUAGUAUGCCAGAGAGCAGCCCUCUGCACAGCCCAGACAGCUGCUCUAAUAACUCGUCUUCCCCCGCCAGAGUUUGCUCAGGAAGUGCUCCCACAACACCAGCCAGGUCACACAGCUUCACCCUCGAACCAUCGAGUGCCUCUCAGUCGUCUGAAAGCAGUGAUAUCAUGGGAGUCCACAAAAAGCAAGUUUCUACUUCAACUCAGCAAGGAGAUUUUAAAAUAAGGCUGUUGGAUGUAUCGAACGUAGAAACUCAAACCAACGCUUCUAGAGCAAAAAAGACAGUUACGCUUAACACAGCUACAGAGAUUGAUUCCAUUUCAUCAGGUUGUAAAGUUUAUGCCAAUAUUGGGGAAAAUACUUACGACAUUGUCCCAGUGAAGGAAGAUCCAGGAGAGGGGGGAUCUAAAGCCAAUAAAGGGAAGAGAUCGUUAAUGGCAACACCUUUGAAACCGUUUGAUAAAACACCCGUGUUACCGAAGUCCGGCCCAAACAAGAAAAAGUCCAAAACUGAGCUUGAGGAUCACUAUGAGCUGAUCAUGGAUGGAAAGACUUUCUACGUGUGCAUCGUCUGUAAGCGCCCCUACGUGUGUCUGACGAGUCUCCGCCGUCACUUCAACACUCACUCAUGGGAAAAGAAAUACCCGUGCCGCUACUGUAACAAGGUCUUUGCUCUGGCAGAAUACAGAACUAAACAUGAAAUUCACCACACGGGCGAAAGGAGAUACCAGUGCUUGAUGUGCAAUGAAACGUUCAUGAACUAUCAGUUACUGUCCACCCACUGCAAGCAAGUCCACAACCAGGAUCCCAGCGGGAGGAAAGAGAAAGACGAUACAGACAACAACUUAUACCGCCUGCUGCCGUGUAAAACCGUGCAGAUGAAGCCGUAUUCAUGGGCCACUGACGGGCAGGGGGUGCCUGUCAUCUCUGAGGACGGCAGCGUGCACCACAUAACUGCCGGCGAGGAAGUCCACUCUUCCACCCAGAGCAGGAUGUUGAACUGGGACGACAUCUUUGUUGAACCCGAGGCUCACAUCCCAUCUGAAGGCCGAGUCCAACCUGCUGCAAACACUCCGACACAGGGGGUGACAGAGUUUGACUUUGUAAUACCAGAGACCUACUGAGCGACACUUGCUAAUCCAUUACUUGUGCCUUUUAGGUGCCCCUUCAUUUUCCUCUUCAAUUCCACGUCAACAAUAUUGUUCCUCUGUAAUGCUCGAUGGUGUCAACUGAAGAUACAAUCACAUUUAGCCUCUCCGUUCACUGAAGUUUCUCUUCACUCAACUCUGGAAAAGCUUUCUGAUGUGAGAAUUGAAUAAAUAUUUAUAGGCUUGAGUGUUGUGAGAGCAAUAUGAAACAGACCAAGAUUAAAGACUAAACAGUGCAUCAGUGUCUCUGUUGACAGACGCAACACUGAAACAGAAAACGCAUGCUUGAAUUUUUUCAGCAUGGAUGGAGCAAAUAUUCAGUGUAAUGUGAAUGCACCUUUAUCCAUUUUAUCCAGCUUCAACAAUAGC
Messenger RNA from Scomber japonicus (chub mackerel), 2564 nucleotides. It is a transcript of the gene zbtb33, whose product is annotated as zinc finger and BTB domain containing 33. The transcript is spliced from 2 exons. The record is from RefSeq and is a predicted model, not a curated record. Gene Ontology annotation, molecular function: protein binding; RNA polymerase II cis-regulatory region sequence-specific DNA binding; DNA-binding transcription factor activity, RNA polymerase II-specific. Gene Ontology annotation, biological process: regulation of transcription by RNA polymerase II. Bases 312 to 2171 code for a protein of 619 amino acids. NCBI's taxonomy places the organism in Eukaryota, Metazoa, Chordata, Actinopteri, Scombriformes, Scombridae.